AAAAAGCCAUAGACAAAGUACACAUAGAUUGUCAUUUGUCUAUAAUAUAAAAAUCCAGAGAAUGUUGAAAUCAUAGACCUUGUUGAAAUUAGGUUCACAAUAUAUUUCAAAAUAUAGGAAAUAAACAAAGAUAAUAAAUAUGAAAAUCGAUACGAUAUAAAGUAACUUAUGAAUAUACCUGUCUUGCUAUUCACAUAAAUACAAUAUGGCUUUUAAAUCGGCGUUUCCAUCAUCAACGUCUGGGUUGCCCUCCGUCGAACCCGAACACAUACAGUUUCUUAUGUUCACUGAUGAAGAUAUAAAAAAAUUGAGUGUAACAAAGAUAACACAAAUCCAAUCGUUUGACGCCAUCGGUAACCCUACUAAGGGAGGCCUGUACGAUUCUGCACUAGGACCACUAAGGGACAGGAACGAUAACUGUGAGACAUGUAACAAUUCGUUACUGCAUUGCCCUGGACAUUUUGGACACAUCGAACUGCCCCUCGUGGUAAUUAAUCCACUCUUUACAAAAAGUAUUUACAUGCUAUUCCGUAUAAGUUGUCUCAAAUGUUUUAGAAUACAACUUGACGAUCGCUUAAAGUCGCUAUUGAAACUGCAAUUGGAUCUAGUAGAUGCAGGGCAUAUAACAGCAGCUUUAGACCUUGAUUACUAUGUAAGUGAAACAUACAGUAGUAAGGAGUCUCCGGACAAACCAAAUAAAACUAUAAGAAAGUAUAGAAAACUUUUGAAAACAAAAGAUGUAAUUGUGGAAACAUUUCACAGUAAAAACACUGAUAAAAUUAGAAGUAAAAUAAUAACCGGCUAUUUUAGGAGCAUGAAUAUUGUAAAAAAAUGUAUGUUUUGUAUGGCCAAACUAAUAAAAGUUAAUACAUCCGAAGGUAAAAUAAUGUAUAAUUUGAGUGCUGAAGGUUCAACACCAGGAACAAAAGGCAUUAAAAUAUUGAUGCCAGACGAAAUCAGACGAUUUUGUGUGGACAUUUCAAAAAAUGAUGAAGAUCUGUUAAAAUAUUGUUUCCCUGUAUUGAAACAUACAUCUGCUAGUCCAGCAAUAAAUAUAUUUUUCAUGGAAAUUGUGCCUGUGUUACCUCCGUGUGUAAGACCCUGCAAUAUCUUGAGAGGAGAACUGAUUGAGCAUCCUCAAACUAAUGUUUAUAAAGCCAUAUUGUUACACUCCUAUGCUGCUAGAGUCAUUUUACAAGUUCUCUCAGCCUCAAAUCAACAAAAGGCUCAAGACUGCUUAGAUACAGCACCAAGACAAGCAUAUGAGGCUGUUCAAGGUAAAACACCAGCUGAAAAAUUACAUGUUGCGUGGCAGGACCUACAAAAGAGUGUUAAUCAUUUACUGAAUUGUGAAGGUAUGGGAGCAUCAAGUCAAGGUCUUAAACAGAUACUGGAAAAGAAAACUGGCUUAAUAAGGAUGCACAUGAUGGGCAAAAGAGUGAAUUUUGCUGCAAGAUCUGUCAUUACCCCAGAUCCCAAUGUCGACAUAGAUGAAAUAGGCAUCCCAGAUGCUUUUGCCACAAAACUAACAUAUCCCGUCCCGGUUACGGAAUGGAAUGUUGAUGAGCUACGUAAAAUGGUAAUCAAUGGACCCAAUAAACAUCCAGGAGCAGAGAAAUUAGAGAUUGGGAACGGUAGAAUAAUUAGAAUACCUGCUGACUCUAUACAAAAACGGAAAAGUCUUGCAAAACGCCUUCUGACACCUGAUGAGUACAAAACCACCGGCUUAAAGACAGUUCACAGACAUUUGGUGAAUGGUGACAUUUUGAUCCUUAACCGGCAGCCUUCUUUACAUAAGCCCAGUAUGAUGGCUCAUCGAGCAAGGAUAUUAAAAGGAGAGAAGACCCUUCGACUACACUAUGCUAACUGCAAAUCGUACAAUGCUGACUUUGAUGGAGACGAAAUGAAUGCCCAUUUCCCACAAGACGAAAAUGCAAGAAGUGAAGCAUACAACAUAAUGUCUGUUACAAAGCAAUAUCUAGUACCUAAAGAUGGCACACCUCUAAGCGGUUUGAUCCAAGAUCAUGUUAUAUCUGGUGUAAAAAUGUCACUUAGAGGUACUUUUUAUAAUAAGUCAGAUUACCAGCAGUUGGUAUUUCAAGCUCUCUCAAAUCACAGAGGUAAAAUCCAGCUGUUACCUCCUACCAUACUGAAACCUAUUGUACUGUGGUCAGGUAAACAAGUUCUAUCUACAAUAAUUAUCAACACAAUACCUAAAGGGAAACCAUGCCUUUCGUUAACUGGUAAAGCCAAAAUCAGUGCGAAAGCCUGGCAGAAAGAAGAACCGAGACAGUGGAAUGGCGGUGGCAGCCCAUUUACCAAUCCGAAUACCAUGACUGAAGCUGAAGUUAUUAUCAGAAAAGGUGAACUAUUGUGUGGAGUACUAGAUAAAACUCACUAUGGAGCCACACCCUAUGGCUUAGUCCACUGCAUGUAUGAAUUGUAUGGUGGGGAAUGCUCUAGUGCAUUAUUGAGUUCUUUUUCUAAAGUCUUCACCUUUUAUUUACAAUGGAUGGGGUUCACUCUCGGUGUCAAAGAUAUUCUAGUUGUCAAAGAGGCGGAUGAUAGGCGAGAUAAUUAUAUUUGUUUGGUUCGAAAAUCUGGUAAAGUUGCAGCGGUAAAAGCUACUGACUUGCCGAUGGAUGUUGAUGACAAAAAACUAAAAGAUACAAUUGCAGAAAUGAAUGCAAAAGAUCCCAAAUUCAGGUCCAAUUUAGAUAGACAUUAUAAAAAUAUGCUCGAUUCUUACACAAAUAACAUAAACAAAGUUUGUUUAUCGGAAGGUCUUCUUGAAAAGUUUCCAUAUAACAAUUUACAAUUAAUGGUACAGUCUGGCGCCAAAGGUUCUACUGUCAAUACUAUGCAAAUUUCAUGUUUACUUGGGCAAAUUGAAUUGGAAGGUAAAAGGCCUCCGCUAAUGAUAUCAGGUAGAUCACUUCCAAGUUUCCCUCCCUUCGAUGUGUCUCCCCGAGCUGGCGGCUUCAUUGAUGGCCGCUUUAUGACAGGGAUCCAGCCCCAAGAGUUCUUCUUCCAUUGCAUGGCCGGACGUGAAGGUCUUAUUGAUACGGCAGUGAAAACCAGUCGUUCCGGUUACCUACAAAGAUGUUUGAUAAAACAUUUAGAGAGUAUAUCUGUAGCUUACGACAACACGGUCCGCGAUGCCGAUAGCAGCAUCAUACAGUUUGCGUACGGAGAGGACGGCCUUGAUGUUUUGAAAUGUCAGUUCCUUAAGCAGGACCAAUUUGAAUUUCUCGAUAAAAAUUCUAACGCGGUUGUUAGCAAAUCGGUUAUUAAAAAAUUAAAAGAGAACGUCGACGGAAAUGACGUUUUAAAAUUGCAAAAGUCUCUGAAGAAGUGGAAGAAAAGAAACGGCAAUCCAUUGCAAAAAGUUCGCGUUAGUGGAUUCAGUCAAUUCUCUGUAUUAGCCAGGAAUGAAAUCGAACUAGACGAUCUUCCAACAGACCGAACAAGAGAUCCGUAUUACUGGGAACUAGAGAAGAAAUGGCGAGAAAUGGACGAAGAUGAGAAGCAACAAUACAUUAGGAAACCCUGUCCAGAUCCUAUUUCAAGCAAAUCGCCUCAAUUUAAAUUCGGUGUAAUAAAUGAACAAUUGGACAACAUCAUACAAAACUACCUUAAGAAUAGAUCUAAUAGUCUCUAUGAAUCUUACACAGACAAAAAGAAGUUCGUUGAAGUAAUGAAUGCUAAAUUCUUGGAGUCUAUGGCUUCACCCGGAGAGCCAGUGGGAUUGCUAGCCGCCCAGUCUAUCGGUGAGCCCUCGACCCAGAUGACAUUGAACACCUUCCAUUUUGCCGGUCGAGGUGACAUGAACGUCACCCUCGGAAUACCACGUCUGCGGGAGAUCCUAAUGACUGCAUCAGCGAAACUUAAAACUCCCAACAUGGACAUACCUUUCCUAAACGUGUCGGACGUGACAAAAAAAGCAGAGAAACUGAGACAGAAAUUGAACAGAGUGACUAUAGCGGACGUUCUAGAAAAGAUUGACGUGCAAUGCGAAAUCGUUGUGAGACCAGAGAGACAACUGAAGACCACCAUGAAAUUCACAUUCUUACCCCACAAACAAUAUAAGACGCAGUACGCUGUGAAGCCGACGCAAAUUAUAAAACACAUGCAAAAUAAAUUCUUCGAUGAAAUGUUUACGGUGGUGCGGAAGCACGCCAAGGCCACGUGCGGCGUGAUGUGGGCCUCCGAACAGAAGAAGCAGCGAGCCAGGGCUGCCAAGAGCGACGAGGACGACGGCGACGACGCCCCGGAGCCAACAGACACGGCCAACAACGAUCUCGACUCUUCAGACGAUGAAGCACCUAAUGAAGAUGAUGAUAAUACAGCCGCCAAGAUUCGCAAUAAAAGAACAGAAGAGCAAGAAUACGAGGACCCAGAAUCAGAGGAGGAAGAAAAAUCUGACGAUGAAGUGGAACUCGUCGAUGAUCAAGCGAAGGAGUCCGAAGAAGGUCAAGAGUCUCCAAAAGAAAAUGACGCUGAUUCCAGCAAAAUUAUUUCCGAUGUCGUUGGUAGCGUCAGAAACGCGACUAAUUACACAUUCGACACAAAAAAUCACCAAUGGUGCGAACUGACCGUACUAUUCCCAAUUUCAUUUUUGAGAAUAGAUUUGUCUCAAGCUCUACGAGAAACCGCCAUGAAGUCUGUCGUCCACGAAAUCAAACACAUAAAACGUGCGAUCACUCAUAAAGACAAUGACAUCGUCUAUCUAAAAACAGAAGGCAUCAACAUAUUGCAGAUGUUCAAAUACAAUCAUUUGCUGGACAUGAACAGACUGUACAGCAACGACAUACACGCGAUGGCCAACACGUAUGGCAUCGAAGCCGCCAACAAAGUCAUCAUAAAGGAGAUACAAAACGUAUUUAACGUUUACGGUAUCACUGUUGAUCCGCGCCACUUGACCCUCAUAGCCGACUACAUGACGUACAACGGGAUCUUUGAGCCUAUGAGCCGGAAGGGAAUGGAGGCGUCUUCGUCGCCGUUACAGCAAAUGUCGUUCGAAUCGUCGCUUUUGUUCUUGAAGGACGCCAUAUUGAAUUCUAAGAAAGACGAUCUCCGGUCCGCCUCUAGCUGUCUGAUGGUCGGCCGGCUGUGUCGCACCGGCACCGGCGUGUUCGAUCUGCAGCACUCGCACUUGUAUGGCAAAGUUAAUCUGUCUAAGUCGUGACCGCCGCGUCAUUCACCGUGCUUUUCGAUCGGUCGAAGGUGCCUGGCUGUAUGGACUAAAGUCCUUUGCCUUUCCCAUCAGAGAUAAAUUAAUAUCAUCGUCAUCGGUCGAAGGUGUCAACUUUGACAGUUGACAGUUUAGUAUAACAGAACAGAAUACGCAUCAUUCAUCCAGCAGCCUCGGUCGGAAGACUUAGCAAAUAAAUUAAAGGCGAAUUAAUCGGUUUUUUUUUCGAGGCUAAUAAUGAAAUAUGCCCAUUAAGUGUAUAUGAUUUAUAGUAAUCAUUGAAAUCAAAAUAUGAAUUGUUGGGUGGAAUUGAGAAAUAAAAAUACAGAAAAGUUG
Messenger RNA from Bombyx mori (domestic silkworm), 5530 nucleotides. It is a transcript of the gene RpI1, whose product is annotated as DNA-directed RNA polymerase I subunit RPA1. NCBI's taxonomy places the organism in Eukaryota, Metazoa, Arthropoda, Insecta, Lepidoptera, Bombycidae. The record is from RefSeq and is a predicted model, not a curated record. Bases 206 to 5188 code for a protein of 1660 amino acids. The transcript is spliced from 3 exons. Gene Ontology annotation, cellular component: RNA polymerase I complex. Gene Ontology annotation, molecular function: DNA binding. Gene Ontology annotation, biological process: DNA-templated transcription.